AAAGGUACGGAGAACACAUGUUGCCUGUCAUGAAGGAUCAUCGCUUCAAGUCAAUCACACAUAUUUCACCUCAAAACCCUAAAAUACUUCCAAAACUCACAACAUUCACCUUCAAAUCUUCAAUCUCUCUAAAAUCACUGUAAUCUUCAUCCUCAUUUCGUCUUCCAGAUCACAAUCCAUUCAAUAACUGUAAAUUUCACCGAAAAUUUCAACAAAAACGUUACAGAAAACGGUUAUGUGUUAUCAGUUUGUGCGUAAUCGUGUUUAGAACAAGUAGAAGUUGAAUUCAGCAAUGGCGUCGAGUCACGGUGGAUUCAAAUCUCGAAAAUCGACUUCGAAGUACUCGAAUUCGCCGGCGUCUUCUACGACAUCGUCUUCGAAGCAUGUUCCAGAAGUUUCGGUUGAUAAUUUGAGUUCUCCGGCUUCGUCUGGUAAGAGUAAGCCACGAAACUUUCAGCCGGAGAGUUUUCCGGUGAGUUCAGAGAGAUCGAAGGAGAAUGUCACGGUUACAGUCCGGUUUCGGCCACUCAGUCCUAGGGAAAUAAGGCAGGGGGAGGAGAUUGCGUGGUAUGCAGACGGAGAAACAAUUGUGCGGAAUGAACAUACACCGUCGAUAGCUUAUGCAUACGAUCGGGUGUUUGGGCCUACCACGACAACACGUCAUGUGUACGAUAUUGCCGCACAUCAUGUUGUUGGUGGUGCUAUGGAAGGUGUCAAUGGGACUAUCUUUGCAUAUGGUGUUACAAGUAGUGGAAAGACUCACACCAUGCAUGGCGAUCAGAGGUCUCCUGGAAUAAUCCCAUUGGCGGUAAAAGAUGUUUUUAGUAUAAUUCAAGAGACUCCAAGUCGUGAAUUUCUCCUUCGUGUUUCAUAUUUGGAAAUCUAUAACGAGGUGGUUAAUGACUUGUUGAAUCCAGCAGGGCAAAAUUUAAGAAUAAGGGAGGAUAGUCAGGGAACCUUUGUUGAAGGUGUUAAGGAAGAAGUUGUGUUAUCUCCUGCUCAUGCACUUUCCCUUAUUGCAGCUGGAGAAGAGCACAGACAUGUCGGUUCAACAAACUUUAAUUUGCUCAGCAGCAGAAGUCACACAAUAUUUACAUUGACGAUCGAGAGUAGCCCUUGUGGUGAAUAUGAUGAUGGAGGGGAUGUUAACCUGUCACAGUUGAACCUUAUAGAUCUGGCAGGUUCUGAGAGCUCUAAAGCUGAGACAGUUGGAGUUCGUCGAAAAGAAGGAUCCUAUAUAAACAAAAGUCUUCUAACUCUUGGAACUGUUAUAUCAAAAUUGACAGACGUUCGAGCAGCUCAUAUACCAUACAGGGACUCAAAGCUGACUAGGAUUCUUCAAUCUUCAUUAAGCGGUCAUGGACGAGUUUCCCUUAUUUGCACCGUGACUCCCUCAUCAAGCAAUUCCGAGGAGACACAUAAUACAUUAAAGUUUGCCCACCGUGCAAAACACAUUGAAAUUCAGGCCGCACAAAAUAGGAUUAUUGAUGAGAAAUCUCUUAUCAAGAAAUACCAAAAUGAAAUUCGAUUAUUGAAGGAGGAGCUAGAACAAUUAAAAAGUGGCAUUGUGGUAGUUCCUCAGUUUAAGGAUAAUAGAGGAGAUGACAUAGUUCUUCUUAAACAAAAGCUAGAAGAUGGUCAAAUGAAGCUGCAAUCAAGAUUGGAGCAAGAAGAAGAAGCUAAAGCUGCUUUGUUAAGCCGCAUACAAAGGCUGACCAAAUUAAUUUUAGUUUCCACCAAGUCCUCACCCUCAUCUAGACUUCCCCAUCGGUCAACUUUAAGAAGACGGCAUUCUUUUGGAGAAGAAGAGCUUGCAUAUCUUCCUCAACGAAAACGUGACUUAAUUUUGGAUGAUGAAAACACCGAGUUGUAUGUUUCUUUUGAUGGACGUGUGGAAAAUAAUAAUGAUGCACUGAAGGAGGAGAAAAAAACCAAAAAGCCCGGUUUACUUAACUGGCUGAAACCACGGAGACAUCACAGUAUAUCUGGGGCUUUGACCAGUACUAGUGAUAAGUCAAGUGGGGCCAAAUCUAUCAGCACACCUUCGACUCCUCAAGCGGAUAAUCCUACUGAAUCCCGACAUUCACACUCUUUGCUGACAGAAUGCAGGUCUGCUGAAUUCUCACCGGGGGCCCCACAAGAUCAAGAACUCAACGAUGAUGCCUUUUUGCAACAAGAAAGUCCUCUAAUCAGCCUAAAAACAAUUGACCAAAUUGACCUCCUUAAAGAGCAGCAAAAGAUUUUGUCAGAGGAGAUGGCAAUUCAAUUAAGUGCUCUCAAGCGAUUGUCACCCGGUGCUUCAAGAGACUCCGAGAGGGAGUUUAUCAGUGUGGAGAUCGCCCGAUUGAAUGAACAAAUCAAACUGAAGAAUGAUCAAAUCAAACAACUAGAAGAUAACAUUUCCAGUUCUGUUGUAUCAUCUUGUCACAAGAUAGAUGAAGACGAACACACACGGUCUGUUUCUGAGCUAGAAGCACAACUAAGUGAGAAGUCCUUUGAGCUUGAGGUCAAAGCAGGGGAUAAUAGAGUACUUCAAGAGCAGCUUAACCAAAAGAUUGAUGAAUGCAAAGGACUACAAGAAACAAUUAACUCCUUGAAACAACAACUUUCCGAUGCACGGAGUGAAUUCGAUGCAGAAAAAGAUGCCAAAAUAAUGUUGCUUCGCCAAUCUCAGGCACAUGAGAUUGAAAAGCUUAAAGAGAAAGUGACGGAGUUGACCGAGUCAAACACACAAUUAGAAGCCCGGAACAACAAACUAGCAGAAGAAAGCUCAUACGCCAAAGGGUUAGCCUCAGCCGCUGCGGUUGAGCUUAAAGCACUCUCUGAAGAAGUCGCAAAACUAAUGAACCACAAUGAGAAACUAUCCGCUGAGCUGGCGUCAGACAAGAACUCCCCGAGCAACCACCGUAGACCCACUAAAAACGGACGUAAAGACAACAGUUCCCAGUUCCGACAAAAAGAACCUAGUCCUACACAAUCGGAAUUGAAGAGAGAACUCGCGAUAAGCAGAGAAAGAGAAAUGGCUUAUGAAGCCAUGCUUUCCGAAAAAGAACAAAUAGAAUCUGAUUUACAAAAAACCGUUGAAGAGUCGAAACAGAGAGAGGCGUAUCUUGAAAACGAGCUUGCGAAUAUGUGGGUGCUUAUUGCAAAGCUAAAGAAGCCGCAGGGAAACAAUAACCAUACUGAUGUGUCGGAGUCGAGCCACGGGGUUGACGGGUUUGACAUUUACGGUCAGACGAAGGACUUUGUGUAAUUUCGGGAGAUUUGUGUUUGCAAGUAAAUGAAUAGGAAUAGAUGGUAGUGUUUGGGAUUAGGAACAGGGAUUGUGUGUUGUGUAAAGAGGUGUGUUUUUUACUUAUUGUAGGAGCUUUAAGCCCCCCUAUUUUUAGGUUAAUCAUGUAUUUAAUCGAAGUUGGUGAGACGUUUAGGCUCUACAUAUGUUCACGGUCCGGUUUCGCCAGGUUUUGGGCUGAACCCCUAACUACGUAUUCGGAAAAAUACAAACCAGAUUAGCUGA
Helianthus annuus (common sunflower) is the source of this 3517-nucleotide messenger RNA. RefSeq names its product kinesin-like protein KIN-7K, chloroplastic. Bases 293 to 3253 code for a protein of 986 amino acids. Gene Ontology annotation, biological process: microtubule-based movement. The record is from RefSeq and is a predicted model, not a curated record. Gene Ontology annotation, molecular function: microtubule binding; ATP binding; microtubule motor activity. NCBI's taxonomy places the organism in Eukaryota, Viridiplantae, Streptophyta, Magnoliopsida, Asterales, Asteraceae. The transcript has 23 exons.